Messenger RNA from Ostrinia furnacalis (Asian corn borer), 1217 nucleotides. RefSeq names its product phenoloxidase-activating factor 2-like. The record is from RefSeq and is a predicted model, not a curated record. The coding region runs from base 56 to 1150 and encodes 364 amino acids. The transcript has 9 exons. Lineage: Eukaryota; Metazoa; Arthropoda; Insecta; Lepidoptera; Crambidae. Gene Ontology annotation, molecular function: serine-type endopeptidase activity. Gene Ontology annotation, biological process: proteolysis.
CCAUAAUAUUAAAUUAAUAUUCCCAGUUUAGUCGGAGGACGAUAAGCGAGGCGAAAUGUGGACACUCACCAUUCUGCUAGUCGCCUGUUCUAGCGAAAUAAUAUGGGCUCAAUCAAGUCCGCCCUGUAUCCUGGAAGGGGGUGGGUUGGGGGGUUGUGUGGAGACAGAGCAGUGCGAUCCAAACACCAACACCAUCAUUGAAGACGGCUCCAACAUCAUUAACGCGCGGAAUGAUGGGGACGUGAUCAAAUGCCCACAGCCGCAAGUGUGCUGCGCCUAUAUGCGCAGCGAAAUGCGAAGCGCUGCCACCGAGGAGGACCUCUGUACCAAUUCAAGCACUUGUUGUGGCGUCCAAAGGCGUGUAGACAUCCCUGGCUAUGUCAAGCAAAGGACCAACGAGGCCGACCCUGGCGAGUUUCCCUGGGUUGUAGACUUGAUGAUGAGAUCUAUAGAUAAAGUAUACCAGUAUGCUGGCACUGGCUCUCUGAUCCACACGCGCGUAGUCUUAACAGCGGCCCACAUUGUGUAUGGAAAAGACACAAAUCUUUUGCUGGUCAUCACCGGAGACCACGACCAGGAGAAGGCUGUGAUGAAGAAGAAAGGAAAGGUAGUCACGGAAGUGGUCAUUCACCCUCAAUUUAAUAGAGGUAAUGGUGAUUACAACUAUGCACUAGCCUUCCUGAGAAAAUCAGCUCUAGCGGACGGACUGCCUCAUGUUGGGACUGUGUGUCUACCCCCUGCGGGCUACGUGCCCACAGCUGGGACGCGCUGUAUCUUUUCUGGAUGGGGGGUGGACUCGAACUUGAUUAAUCAGCAACAAUUGGUCAAGACUGAUGUUCCAAUGAUGGCUCACGGAGCGUGCGAGCAGAGACUCCAGCAGGACCCAAGUCUGGGACCUGGAUUCAGGCUGCUAGACUCCCUCACUUGUGCAGGGGGGGAGGUGGGGCGCGACAUCUGCGGGGGAGGGGGAGGUUCACCCUUAGCGUGCCCGAUGGAGGACUAUCCGGAGCGCUACGUUCAGAUCGGGAUAGUCACCUGGGUGACUUCUGGGUGCGGCAUCAAUGGGUCCCCAACCGUCUUUGCCGACGUCUCCAAGGUCCGCUCUUGGAUAGAUCAGCAGUUGGCUAACAGAAGUUUUUAUAUUAACUGAUACUAACAUUACAGCCUACAGGUAUUGCCAUAUUAAAUAAAAAAUAUGUCUCUGCAAUAUUGUGUUU